Papaver somniferum (opium poppy) is the source of this 2680-nucleotide messenger RNA. RefSeq lists its product as uncharacterized. The transcript has 2 exons. NCBI's taxonomy places the organism in Eukaryota, Viridiplantae, Streptophyta, Magnoliopsida, Ranunculales, Papaveraceae. Bases 1084 to 2367 code for a protein of 427 amino acids. The record is from RefSeq and is a predicted model, not a curated record.
UUCUUCUCCAAUUGCUUCUGCAACUUCUUUAUCUAACAAUGUCUUCUUAUUAUCCCUCUAAUUCGUCUAAUUCUUCUUCUGAUCCUCUAUAUUCCUUUGUCCAUUCCAAUUUAUCUCUAUCCUUAGAAAUCCCAACUAUCACUGAUGAUCCAAUUGUAGUGAAGACCACUACAAGUGGUAUCAGAGCGGUCGAUUCUCCGACCGCUACGAUGGCCGCUGCAACACAUUCAGUAAAACAAGAUUGUCUUCACAAGUUACUGAUGGAAAAUCACAACAGGUCGGAGUUUAUUAAAGCUUUUUGUGAUGAUUUUACUGAAUUAUUCCGGGCUACAUGGAACAACUAUCAUCAGGGCAGAUCAACACCAAGUUUCGACGAUGAUAUCGGUGGCGUAGCUAUUGACUCGCAGGUAGAAACUGAUAUUGAAGAAUUGGAGUCCAUGACUAAAGAUAGCUAUGAUUUAAUAAAAGCUAAAGUUUUAGAUUCUACUGCAACACCAAGUCUCUCUCACUGAUCUAGUGAAUCGGAGUCGAAGAUAACCGAGAGCGAAAUUGAUGUCAAUUCCACUCGAUUCAGGUGAAGAUUCAAGUUCAAAAACAGUAUUCUCUCCAAAUCCUUCAACCCCUAAUGCAACAGAUGAAGGUAAUUUUCAAUCUAUACCCAUAGUUUCUGGAAUACCAAGAAGGUAAACCAUUCAAUUUUGGUGAGGUAAAGGAUUCCAGUUCGUUGAACGUUUCUGGUGCUAUCAAAGAUUUGUUUCUUCAACCUGCAACUCAAGCAUCAUACUUACUCAGUUGAAGUGAAGAGUUCCGGAAAUCCUUAUUACUUCAAGGAGUUUUUCUAUCUCCAACACAAAUUACACUCUCAGGAUUAUUCUUCUCUUCUUCUGGUCGACAUUCGCUAGUUAUUUGAUCGUGGUAAGUGUGCAACUACAGAUUGGAUUUCUUAUGAGGAAUUAAUUUGUCCAGUAUUACAUAUCUUAAGGUAUCAAUCAGAAAUUAGUUCCAUGCCUUCAAUUAUUUUUGUGUGUGUUAAUGAUAAUCUUAUUAGUGAGGCUCGAAAGAUGCUUGGUUCAAUUUUAAUGGAUGAUUAUAUUAAAAAAAUUGCUUAUGAGCCAUAUAUUAAGCUUUGGUAUAGCUUGCAGUUAUUGUCUGCUUAUUCAAAGUGUUCUAGUAAUUGUUGAAAAUGGAUAUGGUUGGCAGCUGUUUUUGAAGAUGUCACAAAGGAAUAGUAUCACCAAUUAUGGUUGUGAUCUUAUGUUGUUUGGUGGAGGAAGAAUGGGUGAAACCAUUAUAUGGAGUUCUCAUUCGAAAGGGUUUAAUGCUUCAUGUUUGAUCUUAAUUCAUAAUAUCCAUAAGUACACUGGAAUGACUGAUCUGGGGUUGGUUCUUAGGUUGGCAGCAUAUCUGGUUUCGUAUGCUUGGGAAUGCUUCAGUUCCAACAUUUUAUCCAUUACUUAUCAACAAGAUGUAGAAUAUUGGGUGAAUACACUGCCAAUCUCAAUUAAAGGUGGGAUUUCUUGCUAUUGGUGUGGUAGUUUGUCGAUUACUGUUGGUGGAGGCAGAGUUUAUGAUUGGUUUGAUCAAAAGCAUAUGGGAGUUGUCAGUAAUGAAAGAUGGAAUAUUGCAGCUAGGUAUUUUAUUGCAGAUACCCAACAAAGCUUGGCGCAACUGUUAAACUCCGCAUCUGAUCAGGCCACAACAAUACAGGUGAAGGAAGAGUCUGCCAACUACAUACAACUAACAAAUGCAGUGUAUGAUUUUUGGAUUAUUAUGCAUGGGCUCAAGGUUAUAGUCUCUGAAAUCUUUCAAAUAAGCCCAACAGGAGAGGUGUGUUUGCGACUUCAACUGCAAGUGCAAGUUAAAUGCAAAGGUCCUCAUGCAGUCUUUACCAAUUUUAAUUUUCAAGUUGAAACUCGUGGCUGUGAGGGAACCAUAGCUCAUACUGAUACUGCAAGGGGUGCUUCUAUUAUAACAUACCAAGCCGUGAGUCCCGAUGGUAGUGGGCUUGAGUACUGGCCAGAGACUAUGCUCCUUACUGUCCAGAGGAAGAUCACCAAAUUUGGCAUUGCCACUACUUAUAGUUCUCGAGAAGGAGCUACAUUGCCUGUGUUCUCUGGUAGCUUUGCUCAUUUCAUACCUUCCAUCACUGAGCCUUCCCUUGUCCAAGCGGAAUUCAAGACAUCCUCCUCAUUGGCCUUCUUGUUAGGAAUUACAGUUCUCGUCCCUCACUGUGUGCAAGGAGCUGCGGCAACCGAGUUCUGGGCUUGGAUUUCCAAUAUUCUGGGCCCUACAAGGAAAACUAGUGGUCAUUGUUUCAUUAUCUCCUUAUGGGCGCUACUCGGAAUGUCAUGUACUUGUCGCAGUUAAGGGUGUUGCAACUCAGUUCUCAUCCUUGAGGACAAGGAUAAUUUGGAGGAGUGGGUAUUUUUCAUGGACCUACAUGAGGCAGACCAUCCUGGUUAUGGGCAGGACCUAUGUAGUUAUGAGCCAGGGGCCGCUAGUAGUUUUAGUUAUUGCUAAUCAUGUGAGUGGCUCGUGCUAUGCACGAUAGUAGUGUGUUUAUCCAGCCUUAUAUAUGAAAUGUCGUACACCUCCUUAAGGUAGCUAAUGAAUUAUGUAAAACUUAUCUUCUUCUCCAAUUGCUUCUGCAACUUCUUUAUCUAACAAUGAUAGACUAUAU